GAUUUUGCUAGUAAACAGUUUCAUUGACGUCUGCUUGCCCCAUGCGUUCACGGUUUAACUUGCGUACUGCGUCUUAUUCUUCAUAAAUAUAUCACGUUGGUGUUGAGAUCGUUAGCAAAACAAUGGAACCCCCACGACAACCGAGAGAUAUGCAAGGACUUUUAAGAUUUGCCAUCGAAGGCACCGCAGCUGAAGAUCGUACCACAACCACAUCGAUGAGUGAAGAAAGGAGACGCUGGUUAGAAGAAGCUCUAAGAGGAUUGUCAGUCGACGUUGUAGCCGAAAUAUCAAAAUCGUUAAAUAUCCUCAAUCCAGAUCGAGUCGAAAGUCCUGAAGAAGAUCCCCAGGAGAUGGAGGAAGCAUUGGAAAUGAUUACUGACUUUGCCGAUUCCAUGGACACAGCUAAUGACUUUCACAAGAUAGGAGGAUUUUUCAUCCUCAUUCCCUGCUUGAAUUCUCCCCACGAUGGAGUUCGUUGGAGGUGCUGUCAGUUGAUCGGCACCCUCACCCAGAACAACCCAUACUGCCAACAGCAUGUGCUCAACGAAGACCUAUUGCCAAUUCUGCUUAAGAUGCUGGAAAACGAUGACUGUGAAGAGGCGAGAAUCAAAGCCUUGUACGCCAUUUCAUGUUUGACAAGAGAAUGUGCAGAAGCCCAGGAUGCAUUUGUGCAUUGUGAUGGUUUCUCGUCUUUACUGAGAGCACUGCAAUCAUCACUUGGGAAACUGAAAAUCAAGGCUUCAUUCUUGUUGACUUGUUUAUGCAAUGAGAAUCCAUCCUUCAAAGAUACUUUAUGCAAUAUGGGAUUUGUGGAGCAGUUUGUGGCUCUGCUUCAACGAGAUCACGACUCGACUCACGAACAUCUACUGGCCGCCUUGCUGGCACUUACUCAGAGCCAUCCCCCAUCGAUCGAGGAGUGCCGUAGAUCCGAAUUUCUCUUUCGUGAAUUUCUCGACAACCGCAUCGAAUUAAUCGGAGAUCGCGACGAAUGUCUGGAGGAAGCCGAGUAUUGCCGUACUUUGUUGUCGGUGAUUUUCAAGGAAGACAUUGUCGAAGACAGGUGAAGUUAUUGGCAUUCGAUUGCUGGCAAUAGAAAGAGAAUUUAAAAAACAAACAAAGAGGCUCAUGAUAUGGAGGCGCAAUACACACACCGACGUCCUUUUGAUAA
Messenger RNA from Daphnia pulicaria, 1168 nucleotides. Its product is annotated as hsp70-binding protein 1-like. The coding region runs from base 123 to 1064 and encodes 313 amino acids. The record is from RefSeq and is a predicted model, not a curated record. The transcript has 5 exons. Lineage: Eukaryota; Metazoa; Arthropoda; Branchiopoda; Diplostraca; Daphniidae.